Dendrobium catenatum is the source of this 607-nucleotide messenger RNA. RefSeq lists its product as uncharacterized. The annotation marks the transcript as partial. The transcript has 3 exons. NCBI's taxonomy places the organism in Eukaryota, Viridiplantae, Streptophyta, Magnoliopsida, Asparagales, Orchidaceae. The record is from RefSeq and is a predicted model, not a curated record.
AAUCCUACUUCGCUUCCUUCGACGACGUUCCUUCCAGUUCGCCUUCUUGCUGUUGGAUCGGAAGUAGCGACGGGAGUCGCUCUCUGUGAAGAACCAGAGAAAGGCAACACAGCAUAUUUGCUGGCCUCAAUUUGCUUUUGGCAUUCUUCACGAACCUUUACAUUCCCUGGACAGCAGGAUCGAAGCAAGAUGUCUUCCUUUUCAGGAUACCAAUUUCUCGCCACCAAGACAAAGAACUUGAUUGUUGCCGGUGGCUUGACUGGCUUUGUCUUCGGAGUCUACUAUUACACUAUGAGAGCAGUUGGAGGCUCUGAUGAGUUGCAGGUAGCGAUUGACAAGUUUGAAGAGUUGAAGAAAAACUGAAGAAGUGGAGUCUUCUUUUCUGCUGCCUAUAUCCUUCCAACUCUUUCUCCGAAUACAGACAAAUUUUUUUGCUUCUCUCUUUUUAUGGCAAACCAUAUUUUGAAACCUUAAUUUGUUUGUGGAAGAGUAGCCUUUCUCUGAUUAAUUUUCUCAUUAAUAAUAUAGAUAAGAAAGAAUCUAUUGUAUAGGACAAGCAAAGUAAUGUGAUGAAAUUUUGUUCAGGAUAUAAUUUAAUACUCUUGAA